AUGUUCCAGUCGUUCACCGGCAGCUCUCGGCGUCCGAGGCAGGUCAACCUCAGCGGCCGCACCAACAACCCCUUCGCUGCGUUUCCGGGCAGUUCUCCCGGCCGAACUACUCCUCAUGCCACGACUCCACAGAGUGCGGUUGCAAUCGCUCAGCAAGAACGCCUUCAGAGACAGCGGGAGAGGGAAAAGCAGAAUGCCGUCCGCGUCGUCCAGCGAGGGUGGCGGGGUUAUCGCAGCAGAAAAGCUACAUAUGGCUUGUGGAGGUUAGAGUGGGAUAACAACGAGCGAGAAAUGGCGGGGGCGAGUGGCUUUAUGGCAGGUAUCGAGGGCUCUGCCGAUGAUCUGGCACUUGCAUCGCACCGUCCUUCACCGUAUGCCACCGCGGACCAGUGCCUGAUCCAACUCCGCCUCCUUGUCCAAUUUGUGUCAGCACGAAGCCGUGAAGAUGUCCUACGACUUGUCUAUUUUGUCGAUGCCUUCGAACAAACGUUUCGCACCCUACCGACGAUCGCAGCUGAGGGCGAAUGGACCAACCUUCUCAGAGGGCUUGCCAAAGUGGUCCUAAAUGUGCUGCACUCAGCCUCCAAUCAUUCUGUCCCUCUUACAGCAGUGGAGCCUCUUCUACGAGCUGUGAUAUUUCUCGCGGGAUUGAUACCGAAACAAAUGGCAGCUCUCGCAGACACUUAUUACGAUACUAUGGCAUAUUUGACCACCAACAUGUCGAACUUGCGUCUAUCGGAACACAGCAACGGAAUAGACAGGCCAGGGGUCAACCCUGAGCUUCUCAAAGAAGCUGUUCUCGCUGUUCUCCGACCAAUCACUUCCGAGACUAUGUCUGCUUACGAAUCGUUUGCCGUUUCGUACCUCACAAUCCCCAGUCUCGAGGCCUACCUGGGCAAACUGGAUGGGCUCGCCGGACAAAUAAAUUACAGAAUGCUAGCACUGGCAGUCUCUAGUCGUCUGAGUGUUUCCGCACAAAGAUCUGGCCUACUAGACGAUAUGCAGGCGCGCACUUGGCUGUUAGCAUACUUGAUUUUCUUCCAACAACAUACCUCGGGCACCCAGAAUAGCUCGCAUGCCCCAGAGCUGGAGUUUGUGACCGUCGUGUCGGACUUGUUGACUUCAACGGCUGCGUAUCUUAUGCAGGGCUUAGAGGUGGAGGACUCGACCGAUAUGGACUCUCCCAGAGGCGUACGGCCUUUGCACCCUUUCAUCAAGGACCAGAUCAACGGUCUCUUAAACCAAAACAGCGUCACUGGACUGCUUUCCCGUAUUCGAUCGUCUCCAGUUCCCCAGACAACCUUGACAAGAGACAGCUCUGAAGCAGCGAAAGAAGCCAGAGUCCUUGCAAAGUAUGCAUUGAAUUUACUGCGAAUAUUUCCCCGACGAGGCGAUGAUAUCCGGAUGUGGCUGUACUUAGGGUCGGCUCCAUCUGGAGAACUGGCAUCUGGCCAAGCAGACGCGAAGAUACCGGCUAUCAAAUAUUUCUGGCACGCAUCUAGAUCAAGUCGCGUUUUUCAGAUCAUCAGCAGCGAUUCCACAAGAGUCCUUCCACUGUUGCAGCAAGCGAAGGAAGCUGUCGAUCUGCCUCAGGACCAACGUGAUCAGGAAUGGACUACCAUACUUCUCUUCCUUGAGCUUUAUACCUUUGUCUUGAAGGUUAUGGAUGACGAUGAAUUCUUUUCUAGCACGUCUUCUCUUACAUCCUCCGACAACACCAAGAUAUCAUGGACCAGGGAAAGUGCAUUGCCGCUGGGCGAUAUCAAGGACAUGACGGUGUUCCUCAAGAACCUUGCUUUCACACUGUACUGGAACGCGGUUGACUUGACUGAGCCAGAACUGGGAUCGACAGCUGUAAAUCUGAGCAGCUAUUUCAACAGUACCAAGCAGACAUCCGGUCCUUCAGAGUCCGUUCCCGACACGAAGGAUCUUGGAUCCAAGACCCAAAACAACAAUCUUCCUGGGGUGACAGGUAUUCCUCUCGAGUACUUUAAGGGGCUUGUGACGGGCCUGUUACGAAUGUUGCAUGAACGAGACUCGCGACGGAAAUUCCUGCCUAAAGAUCAUUGGCUUAUGACCAGUCGAUUUGACAUGGAAGGCUUUAUCUCCGCUGUUGUUGGAGAGGAGGAGAGAAGGCAUGAAUUCCAAGCUCGAGCGGAAGAUUCCGAUGAUACCGAUCUGAUGAAUGCCGACACGAACACGCCGGUUGGCCUAGCGGGUACCGGUCAUGCACAGCAGACUAUCCGCCUAGAGUCUUUGCGCCGUCAUCAGCAGCAGGUCGCUCGUGGUAGAGUACUGGCGGCUAUUGCACCCCGACUUGAGAUUCUUCGAAACAUGCCAUUUUUCAUUCCAUUUACCACCCGAGUACAAAUCUUUCGCGAAUUCAUCUACCAUGACCAGCACCGUCGGCGGCACGGACUGGUCGAUCCGGAUUCCUGGCGUGCCUCUGUAGCUCAGGCUACCAUGGGCCAGAUGAUCAAUGGGCAUCCUGCUGUUCAGGAUGUCCUGGCUCGCCAUCAAGCCGAAAUUCGACGCGAUCAUGUGUUUGAUGAUGCCCUGGCCCAAUUUUAUCCCUUGGGGGAUGGCCUUAAGGAGCCUAUCCAGAUCAGUUUCAUCGAUCGAUUCGGUGCCAUGGAGGCUGGCAUUGAUGGCGGGGGCAUCACCAGCGAGGCAUUCAAGACUGAAGAUGGCUUUAGCAUGUUUGCAGAGAAUGAUCAGCAUUUGCUGUAUCCUAACCCCACAGCUGUCGAACAGUGCAAGGAGCAACUGCGUCAGAAUGGACUGAACGAGUCGAGUGCUGAAUGGACCGGGCAAAUUCGUGAUCUUCUCCGUCGAUAUGAGUUCCUUGGCCGGGUAAUUGGCAAAUGUCUCUAUGAGGGGAUUCUAGUUGACGUCAAUUUUGUGCCGUUUUUCCUCCUGAAAUGGGCCUUGACUGGUGGCACUGGAUCGGCGAUGAAGGAGUCCUCCUACCGGGCCAACCUGAAUGACCUAAAGGAUCUUGACCAGGGGCUAUAUCAAGGCCUGCUGCAACUGAAGAACUACCCUGGUGACGUGGAGGAUUUCUCCCUGGACUUCACGGUGACUGAUACCAUUCCGAUGCCUGGGUCGGCGAACCGCACGGUGACGAAGGAACUGCGAUACAAUGGCUCCAAGACCCCCGUCACGAACCAGAACCGCUUAGUUUACAUAUCGUAUAUCGCGCGGUAUCGAUUGCAGGUGCAGCCUGCCAUGCAGACCAACGCUUUUCUGCAGGGUCUCGGGCAGAUCAUCCAGCCCGCUUGGCUGUCCAUGUUCAACCAGUCCGAGCUGCAGACCCUGGUGAGCGGCGAGACCGGUGAUAUCGAUGUGGAGGAUCUCCGGCGGAACACACAGUACGGCGGCGUGUAUACCAUUGGCGAUGACAAUGAGGAGCACCCGACCGUCCAGCUGUUUUGGAAGGUGAUGCAUGAGAUGAAUAACGAGGAGCGACAGAAGGUGAUCCGAUUUGUGACCUCGACACCGCGUGCUCCGCUGCUCGGGUUCAGCCAUCUCAAUCCGCGCUUCAGUAUCCGGGAUUCUAGUGAGGAUCAGGAGCGACUUCCGAGUACAAGCACUUGCGUCAAUCUCCUCAAACUGCCCCGCUACGCUAAUGCCGACACACUGCGCAAUAAGCUGCUCUAUGCGGUGAGUUCCGGGGCUGGGUUUGAUUUGAGUUGA
This is a messenger RNA of Penicillium canariense, 3696 nucleotides long. Its product is annotated as HECT-type E3 ubiquitin-protein ligase. Gene Ontology annotation, biological process: protein polyubiquitination; ubiquitin-dependent protein catabolic process. The record is from RefSeq and is a predicted model, not a curated record. Gene Ontology annotation, molecular function: ubiquitin protein ligase activity; protein binding. Bases 1 to 3696 code for a protein of 1231 amino acids. The transcript has 4 exons. NCBI's taxonomy places the organism in Eukaryota, Fungi, Ascomycota, Eurotiomycetes, Eurotiales, Aspergillaceae.